Lachancea lanzarotensis is the source of this 2130-nucleotide messenger RNA. RefSeq names its product LALA0S15e00166g1_1 (gene NUP2). The coding region runs from base 1 to 2130 and encodes 709 amino acids. Gene Ontology annotation, cellular component: nuclear pore. The transcript has a single exon. Lineage: Eukaryota; Fungi; Ascomycota; Saccharomycetes; Saccharomycetales; Saccharomycetaceae. Gene Ontology annotation, biological process: intracellular transport. The record is from RefSeq and is a predicted model, not a curated record.
AUGGCUAAACGUAUUGCAGACAACCAGAUGACGCGGGAAGCACUCGAAGCGGCCGGCAGUGAUGAAAAUGAAACCUCACAUCCUUCCCAAGAAGGGUUCAAGCAAGCGUCGAGUGACGUACUCAGCAAACGCAGAAUAGCGCAGCCCAGAAAACGGAAACAUUUGGGUUUUGAAAACGGUAAUGGCAACAGCAACAGCAAUGGCUUUGGGAAUCAAGCAGGACCCGCCACAAAUGCUUUUUCAUUCGGACAAACAUCGUCUAACGCAUUUUCCAAUGCAUUCAGCGGAGGUAAUGCGUCCAAAAGCGUUAGCAACGCUGAUUCCAUCACAGAUUCCGAAAUACCCGCCAAACGCAACGCCCUGAAUUUGCAAUUCCAAACCAAAAUCUCUGAGUACAUCUCCAACGAUCCAUGUGCUGAUUUGUCAACUGUGUUCGAGCAAUACAAACGUUAUCUCAAAGAAAUCACCACGACACCAACAGCGUCCACGUCAAUACCGGAGUCAAAAUCUGUCGCUCCCGCUUCUGUCCCUGCUUCAGCUUCAGCUUCAGCUCCUGCUUCCAACAAGAAGACCACCAUUCAAGAUUCCGAUUCUGAAUCUGAUUCCGACGCUGACAUCAAAGUUGAGGGUCCAACAUUCACAUUGAGUGAAAAACCAACAGUUAAGAAUUCCGUCUUCAGCUUUGGUCCUAAAAAGGCCUCUAAAGUGGACACCAGUGAUUCUGAAAGUGAGGUUGAGAUCAAGGGUCCUUCAUUUUCUUUCAAGCCGUCUUCCACCUCGACCACUGCCAAGCCUGUCUUCAAAUUUAGCUCUGAACAAUCCAAGCAGGACACUUCUGACAUUCAAGCUGACCAAAGUAGUAACUCUGGUGAGGCAGAGGAUGCCAGCGCGACUAGUGAGCAGCCUCCUAAAUUUAGUUUUGGCGCUAGCGCAUCUUGGAAGCCCGCCACCCAUGCAGCAGACACUACAUCUGUUUCUGACGCUACCACUUCAGAUCAGCCUUCGAAACUCUCUCUUGGCUUUGCUCAACCUUCCAAAACUUUAAAUACUUCCAGUGAGACCCAAGAAAAUAAAACGCCAGCAUUCUCUUUUGGCACUAGUAUUGCCACAAAGUCAGAUACCAAUGGUGUCAAACCACAACACGGUUCUUUGUUCAGUCAACCAGUUGCUUCUACAAGCUCCGAGAAGGUGACAGAAAAACCUGCGUUCAAGUUUGGACCAUCCAACUCCUCAGUUGGCAGCGGUGCUGCAGUAAAAACCCCCAGUUUCACCUUUGGCACUUCCAUAGCAUCUGGAGAAAAUACUGGAAAAUCCUCAGGAGAGAAAACCGAGAAACCUUUUUCCGGUUUUGGCCUGUCUAGCUCGUCGAAGGACUCCGCUAAUUUGGAAUCAAAGGGGGCAACUGUGUCGAACACUACGCCAGCGUCAUUUAAGUUUAGCUCCGCGCCCAAAUCCGAUCAGGUCACACAGCCAAAGCCUGCACCUUCAUUUGUUUUCGGCAAAAAAUCCGAAUCUCAGCAAGCUGAAUCUGAUAAGCCUAAAUCCUCCUUCGCAUUUGGUACUAACAACGCUUCUACGGCCCCUAGUUUUACCUUUGGUAAGCCAUCUGAUACUAAGGAAACACCAUCGAGUGGCUUCAAGUUUAGUCUACCUUUUUCAUCGACAGCAGUGGCCACUGAACCUCAGAAUAACAGCACAGAAUCACAUCCUGAGAAUACUACCACCGCUGAGACUCAACCAGAGGAAGAAACAAAGGCAAUGACAAUGACGAAUGGCGAGGAAGGAGAAGAGUUAUUGUUUUCCAAGCGCGCAAAACUCUUACUUGUUAAUCCCGAUACAAAGGGCUACGACUCAAAGGGUACAGGAGAGCUUAAGGUUCUACAGGAUAAAGACGACAAGACCAAAGUAAGAAUAUUGUGCAGGUCCGAUGGAAUGGGCCAUGUGCUUCUUAACACCAGCGUUGUGAAGGCUUUUCAAUAUGUUCCAGCUGAUGCAGGGAGAGAAAACUUCGUGAAAUGUCCGGUAGUUAAUGGCGAAGGGAAACUUGAAAACUAUGUUCUUCAGGUCAAGCAGAAAGCAGACGGUCGUCACUUGUGCAAAGCUAUAAAAGAUGCUCAAGACGGCAUGUAG